Megalobrama amblycephala (Wuchang bream) is the source of this 1806-nucleotide messenger RNA. Its product is annotated as M1-specific T cell receptor beta chain. Bases 82 to 1419 code for a protein of 445 amino acids. Gene Ontology annotation, cellular component: plasma membrane. The record is from RefSeq and is a predicted model, not a curated record. Gene Ontology annotation, biological process: cell surface receptor signaling pathway. Lineage: Eukaryota; Metazoa; Chordata; Actinopteri; Cypriniformes; Xenocyprididae. The transcript has 9 exons.
AGAAUACAGGAUAUUACAAGCAUCCCUCUCUCUAAUGCCUCUAAACAUCUGUUUCAAUCCUUAUAACGCUGUACUUCAGAGAUGUGUGAGGUUGCUUUUAGGCUGGGCAUUUUUCUCAUCAUAUUUUUAAGGACUGCAAAUUGUGUACAGUUUGAAAAGUCUCCAAAUUUGAUUGCCAAUCAAAAUGACAAGGCAGAGAUCAACUGCAAGCAUGAUGACAAUAACUUAGUUGUCAUGUUAUGGUAUCGACAACAGAGAACAGGCAUGCCUCUAGAUCUAAUCGGCUAUGGCUACACAGGAUCUCCACCAAACCCUGAGCCUGGAUUCACAGAGCGAUUUACACAAACUAGACAGAACACAAUGACAGGAUCUCUAACCAUCUCAGACCUCACUCUGUCAGACUCGGCUCUUUAUUUUUGUGCUGCUAGUACACGGUGCUGUCAGACAUCAGCUCACGUCGUGCUUCAGUCGACACGUUUCAUGACAGCAGUACCAGGAGCUAAAGUGACUUUAGACUGCAGCAUGGCAGCAGGAGUUAGCAUGAGUAGUUACACUAUGUUUUGGUACAGGCAAGUCCAUUAUGGACAGCCUGUAGAAUUUAUUAUAAAAGAGUAUGAUAAACCAACACAGAACUUUGAAGCCAUUCUAAACACAAAGGACAACUUGUUCAGCCUGAUUGUCUCAAACCUCACUGUGCAGAAGGACAGUGGCACAUAUUACUGUGCUGCAAGGCACAAUAAAUCCAAUGGAGAAAUUCGUCAAUCCCCAGUCAUCUUUGCCAAAAGCAGUUCUACUGUGACAUUAACAUGUGAACAUGAUAAUCUCGAUCACUACAGAUUGUUCUGGUACAAGCAAGCAAAGGUGGAUCUUAGUAUCAGUGUGAACACUGGCACUCCUGCAUACUUUGGCAAAGGCACUAAACUUACAGUCCUAGAUCCCAAGAUUAAAGUCAGUGAAGAACAGGACUUAAAUGUCACAAUUAUAAAACCCUCUGAAAAGGAGAGCUGUAAGAAGACAGUCACUCUUGUGUGUGUGGCCAAAGACUUCUACCCAGACCAUGUGAGCAUAACAUGGAUGGUUGGAGGCAAACCAAGAACCGAAGGUGUGGCGACAGACCCUAAUGCCUUCCGAGAGCAAGAAACAGAACAUUUCACCAUAUCCAGCAGACUUAAAGUCCCUAGAAAAGAAUGGAACAACGAAAAAACCGAAUUCAAAUGUACAUUGAAGUUCUAUGAUGGAAAAGACUAUUUAUACAAAGAAAAUAAGGUCAAUGGAAUUGCAGGGAGUGGCUAUACCCGAGAGGACUAUGUCAAAUCAUCACAGAUGAUAAAGUUGUCAUACGGCGUGUUCAUUGCUAAGAGUGCACUGUAUGGCCUGGUCAUCUUUGUGUAUGUAUGGCGAAAGGGUUCAGGAAAGUGAAUGAACUGAACAUGUCUGGAUUGAUGAAGUUACCAAGAAGACUCUCUCCAUUUACUUUAUCCAGGAGAAGAGAUGCUGCAUGACUGAAGAUUCUCUCUAGUUUUUAUUUCUCUCUUUUAUUGCGCUCUUAUGAAUAUUUAUCCCAAUGAAAGUGAUGCUUCAGAUCAGAUUAAUCAUAAAAUCUAGUUUUGCUACCCUGCUUUGAUAUUUUUUUCUUUUCUUGUUUCCUUGCUAUUUAGUAAGAAUUAAUAAUGAAAAGUAUACUACUAUAAAUAGACUUAACAGAAGUUAAUAUAAUUCAUUAUUUUACACAUUGAGAUUUACUGUUUUUUGUUUCUAUUUUAUUUUGUAUUAUAAAUAACACAAAUAAAAUACAUGACGCAUGGA